Molecule: messenger RNA, 5125 nt
Organism: Stegostoma tigrinum
Lineage: Eukaryota; Metazoa; Chordata; Chondrichthyes; Orectolobiformes; Stegostomatidae
Product: cytochrome P450 26C1-like
Exons: 6
Coding region: 221-2026 (601 amino acids)
Biological process (GO): sterol metabolic process
Molecular function (GO): oxidoreductase activity, acting on paired donors, with incorporation or reduction of molecular oxygen; monooxygenase activity; iron ion binding
Source: RefSeq, a predicted model, not a curated record
UGUAAAUCUAACGUAACAUUUUUGUUUUCGGUCAGAUUUUUGUGGCCCGUAGACUUUAUCACUUCAUUUUAUCCCCUCCUCCCAAUAGUUUCACUAACGACAGGGGAGGGGUUACAGUAUUUCUGUUCCUCGUAAAGCCGUGAAUGUUUUGUGUGUAGGAGCCGAGCGGAGAUUCCCUGGGACUUGGGGCACCUUGUUAACUCCGAGAUCCGGGCUGGUCAUGAUGCCGCUCGGCCUGCACUUCCUGGCUGCCCUGGGCACCGCUCUCACCUCGCUGCUGUCGCUGCUUCUCCUGCUCGCCGUCUCCCGCCAGCUCUGGACCCUCGGCUGGAAUGUGAGCAGAGACCGGGGCAACAAGCUGCCCCUUCCGAAGGGCUCAAUGGGCUGGCCGUUACUCGGAGAGACGUUGCACUGGAUGGUGGAGGGCUCCAAAUUCCACACUUCCAGGAGAGAGAAAUACGGGAAUGUCUUCAAGACGCACUUGCUGGGCCGCCCGGUGAUCCGAGUGAGCGGCGCCGAGAACAUCCGCAGGAUCCUGCUGGGGGAACACCGCCUGGUGAGCGCUCAGUGGCCGCACAGCACCAGGCUUCUGCUGGGACUUAACACGCUGGGCAACUCGAGCGGGGAACUGCAUCGCCAGCGGAGGAAGAUACUGGCCCGGGUAUUCAGCCACGCCGCCCUGGACAGCUACCUCCCCGGGAUCCAGCAGCUGGUCCGCUCCCGGGUCCGGGCUUGGUGCAGGGGCCCGUCUCCGGUCGCUGUCUACCCGGCCGCCAAGGCGCUGACUUUCUGUAUCGCAGUCCGGAUCCUGCUGGGUCUGCGGGCGGCCGACCAGCAACUCGACCGCCUGACCGCUACCUUUGAGCAGCUGGUGGAGAACAUCUUCUCGCUACCUGUGGACAUGCCGUUCAGCGGCUUGAGGAAGGGUAUCAAAGCACGGAACGCCCUGCACGAAUACCUGGAAACUGCGAUCAGAGAGAAGCUGCAGGCAAACCGUCUGGCUCCUCAGCCUGACGCUCUGACCUUGAUGCUGCACAGUGCCCGGGAAAAUGGGAAGGAGUUAAACCUCCAGGAGCUGAAGGAAGCUGCUGUCGAGCUGAUUUUCGCUGCUUUCUCCACGACGGCGAGUGCCUGCACGUCCCUGGUGCUACUACUUCUGCAACACUCCGAGGCGCUGGACAAGGUGAGGCAGGAGCUGGACCAGCACGGUCUGCUGGCUCAGUGUCAGUGUCCCCCGGACUGGCCGCUCUCCCUCCACACGCCCUCAACUCCCGACAACAGCGCUCAGCACCGAAUGGGAUCCCAAGCCAAUCGGCCGGGAGCUGAAGGCUGCCCUCCUCCUAUCACCCGAGAGAAUGUAACCCGGGACAGCAGCUCCAUGGGUGAUAACAUGAGCCAUGCCAGCGUAAUGCCAGAAGGAAUCUGCUCCCAGUCCCUGAUGGAACCUGGAGCCUGGCACUUUCCAGAAGCCGUGCCAAGCCAGGGCACCGUGCCAGAGAGAGAGGCUCCAGACUGUGAGUGCCAGCCCCUCCUGAGGUUGGAUACCCUCAGCCGCCUGCGUUACCUGGACUGUGUGGUCAAGGAGGUGCUAAGGCUAUUGCCCCCUGUCUCAGGGGGCUACAGGACAGCAUUACAGACCUUCGAACUGAAUGGAUGUCAGAUUCCCAAAGGGUGGAAUAUUAUCUACAGCAUUCGUGACACACAAGAAACGGCAGCCGUCUACCUGAACCCUGACACUUUCGAUCCCGAUCGUUUUGGACCGGAGCGGGAUGAGAGCAAAGCGGGAAGGUUUAAUUAUUUACCUUUCGGAGGGGGCGUUCGUAGCUGCGUCGGCAAAGAACUGGCGCAAGUGAUCCUCAAAACGCUGGCGGUCGAACUGAGCAGCGCAGCGAGUUGGCAGCUGGCUAGUGCCACCUACCCCAAGAUGCAAACUGUCCCGGUUGUGCACCCUGUCGAUGGGCUGAAGGUUCGCUUUCAUCGCGGGAUGGCAAGGGAAAGAAAGCGCCCAUCAGGGAAUGACAAAUAAAAGGACAAAACGAGGUGCGUUGCUGUUUAUGGUCGAAAUUUGGCAGGAGUUCGCUUCCAGUGACUUUACAACUACCUGGUCACAUCCCUGCCGGACUAUUUUUUCAGGAAAGGUGAAUGCUGUUGAGUGAGCAAAUGUCCACUGAUAUCAGUGGCGAGCAGCCUAUUUCUGAUAGCCCAUUCCAUUCAGUUAUUAUGGAACAUCUGUUCUUUGAAUAAUUCAAAUAAUAUUUGAAAACUGGGAUUCCCACAUAAACCGCUGUAAAGCAUUAUACUUUAUGCACUUCAACGUCGUGAAAGGUACCGAUGUACUGCAGCUAGGAGCGAAAGACCAGAGUGACAGUUUCCAAACACCAUUUGAGAUUGAGAACUUGAAACUUAAUUUCUGCUCACUUUCAAAUUCACUGUUUCCGCUGGGUUUUACUGAGGAAGCGGGUGGUUUUACAAAACGCGGACUUUACCGUUUGUUUUAACCCCCAGAAAUAAAUGUCCGUUAUUUCUCCAACCGGCAGAGAAGAUGUUCAUGGAUACUGUGAUGAAAGUUCAGUGAUGAGCCUGUUAAGCUGUUGUUGGACAGAGGGUGUCGCUCGUGUCGGGUUGUAACAGCUCCAUUUAUUAAUGGCACGGCAGUUGUGUGAAGCCGACAUGGGAGUAAGUGGGAAGGAUGUGAGCGGGCUAUCUGAUGGUUCUGAAUGAGGAGUAUUGUAGAGGGACAGGCUAAGUGAGGGUCCUGAGUGGGGAGUGAUGUGCAGGGACAAGCUGUGUGAGGGUCCUGAAUGCAGAGUGAUGUGCAGGGGCAGGCUGAGUGAGGUUCCUGAGUGGGGAGUGAUGUGCAGGGGCAGGCUGAGUGAGGUUCCUGAGUGCAGACUGAUGUGGAGGGGCAGGCAGAGUGAGGUUCCUGAGUGGGGAGUGAUGUGCAGGGGCAGGCUGAGUGAGGGUUCUGAGUGGGGAGUGAUGUGCAGGGGCAGGCUGAGUGAGGGUUCUGAGUGCGGAGUGAUGUGCAGGGGCAGGCUGAGUGAGGGUUCUGAGUGCGGAGUGAUGUGCAGGGGCAGGCUGAGUGAGGGUCCUGAGUGGGGAGUGAUGUGCAGGGGCACGCUGAGUGAGGUUCCUGAGUGGGGAGUGAUGUGUGGGGACAGGCUGAGUGAGGGGUCUGAGUGCGGAGUGAUUUGGAGGGAUAGGCUGAGAGAGGUUCCUGAGGGCGGACUGAUGUGGAGGGACAGGCUGAGUGAGGUUCCUGAGUGCGGAGUGAUGUGCAGGGGCAGGCUGAGUGAGGGACCUGAGUGCGGAGUGAUGUGCAAAGCAGGCUGAGUGAGGUUCCUGAGUGGGGAGUGAUGCGCAGGGGCUGUCUGAGUGAGGUUCCUGAGUGGGGAGUGAUGUGGAGGGACAGGCUGAGUGAGGUUCCUGAGUGCAGACUGAUGUGGAGGGGCAGGCCCAGUGAGGUUCCUGAGUGGGGAGUGAUGUGCAGGGACAGGCUGAGUGAGGCUCCUGAGUGCGGAGUGAUGUGCAGGGGCAGGCUGCGUGAGGGUCCUGAGUGCGGAGUGAUGUGCAGGGGCAGGCCAGGUGAGGUUCCUGAGUGGGGAGUGAUGUGGAGGGACAGGCUGAGUGAGGUUCAUGAGUGCAGAGUGAUGUGCAGGGGCAGGCUGAAUGAGGGUCCUGAGUGGGGAGUGAUGUGAAGGGACAGGCUGAGUGAGAUUCCUGAGUGCGGAGUGAUGUGCAUGGGCAGGCUGAGUGAGGUUCCUGAGUGGGAAGUGAUGUGCAGGGGCAGGCUGAGUGAGGUUCCUGAGUGGAGAGUGAUGUGCAGGGGCAGGCUGAAUGAGGGUCCUGAGUGGGGAGUGAUGUGGAGGGACAGGCUGAGUGAGGUUCCUGAGUGCAGACUGAUGUGGAAGGGCAGGCCGAGUGAGGUUCCUGAGUGGGGAGUGAUGUGCAGGGGCAGGCUGAGUGAGGUUCCUGAGUGGGGAGUCAUGUGCAGGGACAGGCUGAGUGAGGUUCCUGAGUGGGGAGUGAUGUGCAGGGGCAGACUGAGUGAGGUUCCUGAGUGGGGAGUCAUGUGAAGGGGCAGGCUGAGUCCGGUUCCUGAGUGGGGAGUGAUGUGCAGGGGCAGGCUGAGUGAGGUUCCUGAGUGGGGAGUGAUGUGAAGGGGCAGGCUGAGUGAGGUUCCAGAGUGGGGAGUGAUGUGAUGGGGCAGGCUGAGUGAGGUUCCUGAGUGGGGAGUGAUGUGCAGGGACAGGCUGAGUGAGGUUCCUGAGUGCGGAGUGAUGUGCAGGGGCAGGCCAGGUGAGGUUCCUGAGUGGGGAGUGAUGUGCAGGGACAGGCUGAGUGAGGGUCCUGAGUGCGGAGUGAUGUGCAGGGGCAGGCUGAGUGAGGUUCCUGAGUGGGGAGUGAUGUGCAGGGGCAGGAUGAGUGAGGUUCCUGAGUGGGUAAUGAUGUGCAGGGGCAGGCUGAAUGAGGUUCCUGAGUGGGGAGUGAUGUGCAGGGACAGGCUGAGUGAGGUUCCUGAGUGGGGAGUGAUGUGUAGGGGCAGGCUGAGUGAGGUUCCUGAGUGGGGAGUGAUGUGAUGGGGCAGGCUGAGUGAGGUUCCUGAGUGGGGAGUGAUGUGCAGGGACAGGCUGAGUGAGGUUCCUGAGUGGGGAGUGAUGUGUAGGGGCAGGCUGAGUGAGGUUCCUGAGUGGGGAGUGAUGUGAUGGGGCAGGCUGACUGAGGUUCCUGAGCGGGGAAUGAUGUGCAGGGGCAGGCCGAGUCGGGUCCCUGAGUGGGGAGUGAUGUGCAGGGGCAGGCUGAGUGAGGUUCCUGAGUGGGGAGUCAUGUGAAGGGGCAGGCUGAGUCCGGUUCCUGAGUGGGGAGUGAUGUGCAGGGGCAGGCUGAGUGAGGUUCCUGAGUGGGCAGUGAUGUGAAGGGGCAGGCUGAGUGAGGUUCCAGAGUGGGGAGUGAUGUGAUGGGGCAGGCUGAGUGAGGUUCCUGAGUGCGGAGUGAUGUGCAGGGGCGGGCUGCGUGAGGGUCCUGAGUGCGGAGUGAUGUGCAGGGGCAGGCUGAGUGAGGUUCCUGAGUGGGGAGUGAUGUGAAGGGACAGGCUGAGUGAGGUUCCUGAGUGCGGAGUGAUGUG